CUCUCUCUCCGUGUCCCUGCACCUCAUUUUCUCUGUACAUUACCCUACAUUUAGAUCAAAAUCACCAGCUUCGGCUUCUUCCCCACCUCACUUUUUUGGUUCACAUUUCUCUCGUUUAGGUAGAAAACUGGGAAGGGUUUUGGUUCGAGGCAUCAGAAAGAAGCCCAAAAUCUCUGUUUUUUGCUCCCUCUCUUUGAUUUCCUUCUUUUAACAGGAAAGGGCUGUAGAAGCUUCAAGUUCUGAUUUUGGUCCAUCGAUGGGGACUGUGUCUCCAUCUUCCUUAUGUGCCCAUCAUGAGGAAGAAUCAAGCAUUGAUGAGUUAGUGAUGCAGCAGAACCUACUGUUCUCUGAGAGCCUCAAGGAUUUGAAGAAUCUCAGGUCACAGUUGUAUUCGGCAGCAGAAUAUUUUGAAUUAGCUUACAAUAACCGUAAACAAAAGCAGAUGAUGAUGGACAGUCUGAAAGAUUACACUGUCGAGGCUCUUGUUAGUACUGUAGAUCAUUUGGGCUCUGUGUCGUAUAAGGCGAAUGAUCUUCUCAACGAAAGAGUUGAAGAGGUUUCUGGAACCGAACUUCGAGUUUCUUGUGUUGAACAGAGAAUAAAGACCUGUCAAGAUUACAUUGACCGUGAAGGGCGUUUGCAACAAUCUCCUGUCAUCAAAACUCCCAAGUUUCACAAGCACUGCAUUUUAUCAGUAGGUAGCACAAUGACCGAGUUAGGGACACAUUCAAUACCAAUUUAUCGAGAAUCUAGGCAACCUAAGGCGAAUGGUGAACCACUAGUUCUACAGCCUGUGAUAUCUUCAACAGUUAGGGAAAGGCCACCUUUGUUCAGUAAACCUCCUCCUCAUUCUACUUCCAAAUCCGAAAGGUCGCGCUCUCUAUCACCCUAUCGGAAGGCACGUUCACCAUCCCCGUCCCCAUCAGUUGGGAAUUCUACUGUCAAAGGAAAAAGACCUCUUUCACCAGUAUCACCCGCAAAUCCAUUAUUGCGCACUGCAUCACUCUCAAGUCGAGCAGCUGUCCGAAGUUCAUCAAACUUUGUCCCCUCGUAUUCUGGGGAGAUUCAUUCAGUGUCAUUGCCCUUGUAUAGUGAAAAUAUGAAUGGUAAAGAGGCAGAAAAAAGCUUGAAGAAAAGCAGAGGCUUCCUCAAAUCCUUGCUCACAAGGCGCAGAUCAAGGAACGAUGAGUCAUUGUACAGUUACUUGGAUGAAUAUUAAGAAGCGUAUACGUGAAAAAAAAAAGAGUGCAAAAGCCAAGUAACUUGUUCAACACCUUUUACUUUGUUUUUCAUUUUUCUCCCUCAUAUGGUGUAAAGGAAAUUUAUUUAUAAAAUUGAAAAACUUCUUAUUUGUCUUA
This is a messenger RNA of Ananas comosus (pineapple), 1358 nucleotides long. RefSeq names its product probable protein ABIL3. Bases 257 to 1219 code for a protein of 320 amino acids. The transcript is spliced from 10 exons. The record is from RefSeq and is a predicted model, not a curated record. NCBI's taxonomy places the organism in Eukaryota, Viridiplantae, Streptophyta, Magnoliopsida, Poales, Bromeliaceae.